UAAUUGAGGGUUUAAUUUUUUCUAUAUUUAAUUUGUAAAAAUCUACUAUUACAAUGACUACUAUACCUGCCUUUACUCCAGACAUUGCAAAAGCUGUUUUAACUGAUGUCUUGACAGCAUUAAAUGCUCCAGAAAAUAUUCAGAAAUUGGCAGAAGCCAAAGAAAAUUCUGGGAAUGAAAUGCUCAAAAUGAUGCAGUUUGUUUUUCCCAUUAUUGUACAAAUUCAAAUGGAUGUAAUUAAGAACUAUGGGUUUCCAGAAGGUAGAGAAGGUACAGUGCAAUUUGCACAAUUACUUAGGGCCCUAGAAAGGGAGGAUCCUGAAAUAGCACAAUUACAUAGUCAAGUUCGCUCGUAUUUUCUACCCCCAGUUACUAUAAGUUCUUCAACUGAAGCAUCCCUUUAGAAUAAAAUAAUUUCCAAUUGUUAGGUUCAUUUAAAUCUUUGCAAAAAAGCAUAUACAAGGACGUUUCAAAUUAAAUAUUUAAUCAGAAAAAUUAAAAAUUUUUACAUUUAUUUAUAUAAUAAUAAUAAUAAUAAUAUACUCUACUAAAAUAUAUAAUCAUUCAUAAAUGUUCUUUAAACUUUCUCUGCACUUACACCAACUAAAAACUAAACAGUGUUCCAUUGUUCGCGUAAAAAUGAAGAACGUGCAUGUACAACAUUUACAUAAAAAGAAAAAUAGCUUUUCGUUAAUACGUUUAUAAAAAAAAAAUGCAUCUUAUGUAUCUAGUUAGCUGAAACAAAUUUCAUACGGUAUAACACGUUUACAUGUAUAUCGAUAGGCACAACGAUUGAAUGCAAUACUUCUUUUUUUUUCUUCUAUAAAAGCAAUAAGAAUAGAUCGUUGUCGGUCUAUAAUGUAAUCUGAAAUUGAAGUUGAUGAGAAAAUUGAAGGCUUAUCAUGUAGACCCAACUUCAUUAUUUCGCGAACAUUUGGAUAAAUACGCAUUAAAUAUACAAUUUCAAAUAUAUAAGCAAUUACGUUUGAAAAUGCAUAAAGAAAGAAAAGUUAUUAAUUUAACGAAGAAUAAUACAAUGGAAUUAUUUAAGCAAUAUUUACCUAACACAAUUUUAAUCGUGCAAUUCAUAUAUGGUUUACUUAGAACAAAUAGACAAAUAUAGUUCCCCUUUGCCAAUUGUUAAACAUAUGGAAACAGUUUCUUCUGUAUAAAAACUGUAAAAUGCAUUUACAUUUCUAAAAUGGAAAUGCCGAGUUUGCAUUUGCGACUAUCGAUAAAUUAAUCCUUCAAAAAAGUCACUAAUACAAUGAUUAGAAUGUUAAAUAGUUAAUCACAUUUCCGUCUUACAGGGUUGCAACUAUAGUCUUGAAAAAUGUUUACAAAAUAUACAAUAAUUAACUGAGUAAUAUUUCCUGGACAAAAAAAAAAAAAAAAACAGGAAAUAAUUGGUAAAAUGUUACAAAACCCUUCAGAUUUUAACCGAAUUGCUGUAGAAGCAACUUAUUUGACAACCGGGGAACGAUAUGCUGUAACAUAUUUACAAUUCUUUUUUAAUUAUAAAUCAAGGUACAAUCGUAAAUUGUUUCGUGUAUAAAGAAAGUAACGCGGUUCUCCGCGUUACCUUUCAUUAUCAGAUCAUGAUCGUUCAUUUAAUCCGACAGUCGAACGAAUAAAGACACUGUCCUAAUCUGGAAAAUUACCAUCAAAAAUUAUGUUUCUGUUAAAGAAUAAAACGCUUUGAUUAAAUUCUUCAUUAAUAAGAAAAUGCACAUUAGUUUACGCUACGCUUUGUUCUUGACAGUGCACGAAGUCGAUGUUCAAUAACCAUUCAAAUUAAAUGCAUAAAAUUUCCAAACUGAAGUUAAACUUGUACAUAUGGUAUUUACCGUAAUGACUUUAAAGUUUGAUAUAUUACUUUUGCGAUCAUAAAAUUGCUCAAUUGUCCCAUCUUCAAGUAUUCUGAAGUGUUAGUAAACGACCUAUCAUAUCGCUAAUAUACACAUCUCUUCUCGUAAGAUGGGUAUUAGUCAUAAAAGGCAUGCUAUGACAAGAAUAUUUCACGAAUCACAAUCAAUUGCGUGUCAUAUAUAAACGUAUAACAUAAAUUAAAGAACCCUGUUCGAUAUAAUAUAUUUUUGCAAAUUACGAUUACAGUCUCACGAUCUCAUUAGCUGUAGAAAAACAUGUACAUGAAUAUAAAACAAAGAAAAUCAUCUUAA
Messenger RNA from Osmia bicornis bicornis, 2180 nucleotides. Its product is annotated as protein C10. The transcript has 3 exons. The record is from RefSeq and is a predicted model, not a curated record. The coding region runs from base 54 to 404 and encodes 116 amino acids. NCBI's taxonomy places the organism in Eukaryota, Metazoa, Arthropoda, Insecta, Hymenoptera, Megachilidae. Gene Ontology annotation, biological process: post-embryonic development.